Daldinia caldariorum is the source of this 745-nucleotide messenger RNA. RefSeq lists its product as uncharacterized. The record is from RefSeq and is a predicted model, not a curated record. The transcript has a single exon. Bases 68 to 445 code for a protein of 125 amino acids. Lineage: Eukaryota; Fungi; Ascomycota; Sordariomycetes; Xylariales; Hypoxylaceae.
CUUAGGUACCUGUACCAGAGAGUGACGGCUUCAAACCAAUUUCCGAUACUUGUUCAAUGGGUGCGCCAUGUUUACUUUCUUUUUUUCUUCUUUUUUUCCGUUUUCUUUCUCUCACCAAGUCGAUCUUAAGCACAUCUGGUAUUCGGUCCCACGUUGUUCAGCCUUGUAUGCGAGUGUCGCAACAAAUAACCCUUCACAAGUAUUUGAUCCACAGAUAUUCGCGUCACCCGUCCCAAAUAUCUGGUUCCUAUCACAAGGCUCCUGUCGCACAAGAAAAAAAUAUUUAUAUAUUUCAGCUGACGUAUACUUGUACGAGUCUUUUUUAUUGAACCUGACCAUCGAGCACCCAUGGGUUCAUGGAUAUACCAUGUUUUUUCAGCCUUCAAAUAUACCAUCCAGGACUUAUGCAGGUUUCCCACUCAGCCACUCGUUAAGCUCCCAUUAGCAUACAUCCCCUAAUAUGCACCGAAGCCUCAUAAGGACAAAUUAGUAAUGCGCUGUAGGGCCGAGAAAGGUGCAUUCUUAAUCUGAAAGGGAACCACAACUUCUGUCGGGUGAGCUGCUUUAUGCAGUUUGCUUUGCAACGCCUGCAUACAAGGAGAGAGUGUUGGUAAUUAUAUUUUACGAGGCUCGCGAGUUUUGGUCGCUUAACUCCGGGAAUGUCGUUCUAAAGAUUUCAAGGGAUAAGCCACGGCGUUAAGAUUGUCCACUAACUUCUCGCUAAGUUCUGAACUACGUGAAUUCA